GCGCGCUCAUUCCUGUGCUUUUCGCCGUCCGCACGUCGGGACGAGGCUUCGUUGCCCCUAUUCUUCACACUGUAAUGAGAAAACAUUGAGGGGGGAAAAGUCGCCGUCGACAUGUUAUCCACCCGUGGUUCAGCUUCGCGCAUGCCGCGGCUUCAGGGCAUUUCUAUCGUGCGGGGCCCUGAACCUAGAGGUUUUUGUCGGAAACAGAGGAAGCGGUGCGAACAGACUCGCAAAGGUAGAGAUUUUUGCGAGCCGCUCUUCCUUUCGUUUUAAUUUUUCUUUUUCGUCUGUAUCGACGAGAAGCGCAAACGGACAUGCCGCGCCUCCAUCGUCGUCCGUCGUGCGAGAACCGGCGUUGCUCAAUCAGCUGUCGCCUGGUCACGGCCUUUUUGUUUCUUCUUGAUCGUGGCUUAUUUUACCGAGAAGACGAAGUGAUUUUUUUUUUUUACAGUUUUUGCCUGUACAGCGCUGGAUUACUGCUGCUGAGUAGCGGAGUAGCUUCAUUGCUGCUGCGUCUGAAAGUGAUUCGUCGUUUCGUUGUAACUGCACGUUCCUGUUUAAUUUUUGGUUGAGCACUUGCUGUGGAGCUUGCGCAUUGUUGAAAAAGAAAAGGAAGUGCCGCUUCGCGCGCUAAAUGCGAUUAAAAUCGUAGCAAUGAGCUCGUGACUCCUGCGCAUACUGUCUGUGCGCAUGUUUCUUUCUCAGUAGCAGUCAUUGAGGUAGCGCGCGCGACAUUUCACUUCGUUCCAUGCAACUUCGUGCGCUCACGUUGCCAGUAUGAGCUCCGGGAACAUGUCUAAAGAUUGUUUUGGCUGCUGGUGGCUCUCCCCAUGUUGGUCUAGGAUGACCAUGACCGCGCGCAUCAAACAGGUUGUGAGCAAGAACAAGAAGCGAUACCAGGAUGAGGACUUCGACUUGGACUUGUCAUACAUUAGCGACAAUAUCAUUGCCAUGGGCUUCCCGGCUGAGAAACUGGAAGGAGUCUUUCGCAACCACAUGGAUGAUGUCCAGAAGUUUCUUGAAAAGAAGCACAAAGGCCACUACAAGAUAUACAACCUGUGCUCUGAGCGGCAAUACGAUGCCAAGAAGUUUGAGAACAGAGUGGCACACUACCCAUUCAAGGACCACAACCCACCGAAAAUUGACCUCAUCAAGCCUUUCUGCGAGGAUGUUGCUGAGUGGCUGUCCAAACACCCGGCUAAUGUUGCUGUCAUCCACUGCAAAGCGGGCAAGGGUCGAACAGGAGUGAUGGUGUGCUCAUACCUGGUACACAGCCGCAUGUUUGCCACUGCUGGGGAGGCUCUCUCUUAUUACAGUGAGCGCAGGACGAAAGACCUCAAGGGGGUGACAAUCCCAAGUCAGCGGCGGUAUGUGGAGUACUAUGCCAAGCUAGUCAGCACACGUGCGGAGUACAACCCAGAGACGCUGGUGCUGGACUCGCUCUCUCUUGAGCCCGUGCCUACGUUCAACGGAGGGACCUGCUCGCCAUUCUUCCUGGUUUGGAAGAGUGAUGCCAACACCAUGGAGAAGUUGUACAUGUCUCCUGUGAUCGAGGGACGUAAAGGCAACUCCUCGUCGCUAUGCUUCCACCUAGGACGCAGAGUGGCCCUCAAGGGCGACAUCAAAGUGGAGGUCUACAACAAGCCCAAAAUGAUGAAGAAGGAAAAGAUGUUCCAGUUCUGGUUCAACACCUUCUUUGUACCUCCAAGCUGCAAUAGUAGCAGUGGUGGCAGCAGUGUAGGGCGAGGUGACGCACACUCACACCCCAAUGGUGUCGCAGGAGGAGGAGGAGGAGGAGGAGGAGCAGCAGCAGCGCCUGCAGAGCUCAGGGUUCACAAUGGGGGAGAAGAGGAGGUGAGGACGUUAGUCCUGUGCAAGGACGACCUUGACAAGGCAUACAAGGACAAGACUCAUAGCAAAUUCAGUAAGGACUUCAAGGUGUCACUAAAGUUUGUAUCCCCAAGCCACCUGUGCCCCUCGGGUGCUGGGGGUGACGAUCCCAGCAGCGAUAUUGAGCCAGGCUCUGAGAGUGACACCACAGACGACGAUGAUUGGGACACACAGGAGGCGACCCACAUCUAGGUCCGGCUCUCUCCACCCUUCACACACACACCUGCCACUUCCCACAACUCACCGCUGCCCCCCCCUCUCCCCCGCUGCUUGGAGGGUUCCACCACGAGCACAAGUGAACCCCCUCAUUAUUUCACCACACCAUUGGCAUUCUCUCUCUCUCACCCACAUACUUGUGUAAUGUGUUGCCAUGUGUUUGUAUAUGUGCAUAUAUCUGUAUGUGGAGUUGGCAGUGUACUUUGCUAUGGCAAGGUUCUGUAUUUAUUCAGUUGUUGACCAGACAUUUUGCCUUUGAGGAGGCAGACCUUUGUUGGACUAGUUAUAGCAUCUGGUUUAAAAAAAAGAAGUGAGAAGUUUACACAGUGUGCUGUUUGUAUUGUUCAGUUCUUACUCACAGUUAAUUCUUGUGGUUGACAGUGGGUGCCGGCAAUUGGCUGUAGCAUGUGGCUAAAAAGCAUUAAUGCAGUUUGCUUUUGAGAACGGAACUGCUGACGGGAAGCACUCUGUAAACGAGCGCCGUGCUUUUAUUAGGGGAUAAUUUUUGACAAUUUUUGGAUGCAUCUUCAAUUUUGAUCCAUGGCAAGUGGGAAGUCGCCAUGCGGUAAAGAAAAGGCAUAUUUGGGAGAGGAGGUUUUAGACAGCUGAAACUCCUGUGGCAAUAUAAAUGUCGAAAAGAUAAAAAGAUUUGCGUGUGUGUGCUUGCGUGUGUGUGCUUGCGUGCGUGUGCAUGCGUACGUGUGUGUGUGUGUGUGUGUGUGUGUGUGUGUGUGUGUGUGUGUGUGUGUGUGUGCAAUAAUCAUUUUUGAUAGCCUUUUUUUAAGGAAUGUGUUUUGCUUUUAAUACCUUUGGUUGGAAAAGACUGCAAGGUCUAAACUUCGGUGUUUUUAAAAUACAGAGAUAAGCUAUUAUUUGUGCAGGCAGGUGUUUGGGUCAUAGUUAAGUACCUGGCAAUGCUCCAACAUCGCUAGUGCAGAUUUCUUUGUGAUACGACAUUUUGAAGGUUUUAUUUUCUUCAUAAAGAAUCUGCUGUAAUGCAGUGGCACUGUGUUCAAAAUGGCAUUGACAUGGCUUUCAGCCUUUGACGUACGUGUAGGUUAUAGCACAGCCUUCUCCGUGCAUAAGGCGAUUGAUGUGAAACCAGAGAAGACUGGUCACUUUAGUGACCUGAUUGUCAAAGUUGCCAUGCUGUAUUGUCAUUGGGCGUAAUCAGGUUGCAUUAGAAUAUGGGGAAAGACUGGAUGACUGCAAGAUCCAGAAAGGAGCAGUACUGGGCCUGGAUAAUGUAAAACUAUUUCAGUCUGUUUUUAUUCCAAUCAUCCAUUUGCCCUCCGUGAUAGGUCAAAAUGGCUCGGGCUUUGCGUGUAUGUGCACGGAGCCCACUCAUAUAGGCUGGGCCUGAGCUAUUUUGACCUAUCAUGUAAGGUUAAUGGCGGAUUUGGAAUAAAAACAGAUUGGAAUAGUUUUAUAUUAUUCCAGCCUUGCUGUUGUUACUGUUCACUUUGUUCUGUGCUCAUCUGAUACCUAUUGUUUAAUGAACCAAAAUGUACUGUCCUUUAGCACGGUGUAAUUUGGGGCUUCACAAUUUUCGUUCGGUUUGUACUCCACUGCAACUGUUAGAAUGCUCCACCUGAUUUUUAAGCACCUGUUAGUGAAGGCAAACUUUAGUGGCUAAGUUUUCAGGCUUCUUGUGUUUGCCUGUAGCAUGUGCAGUGUGUGGAAGGCUUGCUUUUCCAGUGAAUCUUGGUCACCGAGCCCAGCUUUUUUAGUUUUUUUUUUCCCUUCCCAGUCAGUGAGUUCUUUGGGUAAAGGAAGCCUUGAUUAUGGAUUAUUUUUAGGAGUACCUGGAUAUAUGUAUGUAUAGGUAUAUAUACGCACAGGCUAUAAAUAGAUUUUUAUGAAGGCCAUGUGUGCUUGAAGAAGCUAAAGAAUCCUUUGCCGAAGAAGCUAAAGCAUCCGGUGAUCAUACCUUUUAGUGUAGUAAAUGAAAAUUACACUGUGCAAAUCUAAGUUAUAAUUGAAAAAGGCCAGUCUGCACACCGUCAAAGCAUAGUAGUGUUUGUGCGUUUCACGCUGUAGUGUAGCUAAAAAAAAUUAGCAGUAUGGAGUGACAGAUAUGCAAGUUAAGAUAAUAAUAAGAAUGCUGUGUAAUACGUAUUGAGAUCUUGCUGCCAGUUUACAUUUCCUAUAAUUUAAAUGCUUAGCCCUUAAAAGGAAGCUUUAAGGGCCCCUCACCAGGACUGGGCAUUUUGAGCUGACAAACGCAGAGCAUACAAUGCGCUAUAACGAUGAUGUCUGCAAAGUAUUACAUUGCUACGUGCCGUGGAAAGAUCUGAAAUUUCAAACCUAAUGCCGUUUUCCCUUCUUGCGGCCUGCGCACUCCAAUCCGGAGGAUGACGUACACGUGCUAGUGUGCCUACGUACACGUGUUCGCUGUGACGUCACUCGUGGUGACAAGUGACUUUGAGAAUUAUUCUAGGAAACAUCUGUUAUUUGUGUAAUAUGUUGCUUGGAUAGACGAAUUAAAGCUUAGAGAAAUAAUAAAACACACAAACCGAAUGUCUGCAUGUAUUUGUUUUACUUGGCACUGCAGCAAGAGAGGUGUACUUCCGUUUCGUAUGCUUGUCCCCACGUCGUGCAGUCGCACGGGCAAACACCAAAACUAUUUCAUUUUCUACCAUGUUCCAGCGCGAGAUCAUGCUCUGUUAUCCACUUGUGUCUGCCUCAGUAUUCGUGUAGCAAUUGCUUAUAGCACUAGUCAGGUGUUCUCAUGCACAGCGCACAAAAUUGUAUGCUGCGCGAAACGAGACAAUCGCAACAGCUUGUGCGCGAUGCCAUCAGCGGAAGUGUGCUGUGCUGCAAAAAAGCGAGGAGGAAAAAAAAAUAAAGGCAGGGCCCGUGAUGUAUGUGUCACGCGAUCCUCGAGGUCCGGAAUGGGAGAACGCAGUGAAGGAAUUUUGCUUGCCGAGGCUAGACUGGGCAAAUGGAGAGAGUGUCUUGCUUAGCAGUGGAGCUCGCCUCCUGAAAUCAUGGGUUCGUGGCACUGAAAUAUUUCUGUCUUGGCUAUUAAUCAGCCAAUUUGAAAAAUUUUUGGGGCAGAACACUCCCUAGAGGACACGUAACUUCCAGCGUACAACCAAAAUUUGCUAUGGGGCCUGGUGAGGGGCCCUUUAAAGGGGCACUGUAGGAAAAUAUUAAGUUGAGUUAGAUUGAAAGAUAUUGUAUUUGAAAGAUCCUUAAUAACAAGUUCAUCAUUUGUAGUGAGAACAGACCUUUCUAAGCGAGAAAACGACAAAAAUUAGAAACAGGAGUGGCACCACUUGUGGAAUAUACCUCCUAUGGGACAUCAGCACUGGCUGAUUUGCAGAGUGAGGAAUGGAGGGAAGGCAUGUGGAGAUUAUGUCAACUCGCCCUUUGUGGCACGUUCCAUUCAAAUUGAGUAGCGACAGCGGGGCUUUUGGCAGCAGUUAUUUAAGCAACAAAGGGAUGUUUGGGCACACAGAAAACGAUGAUAGGCUUCUGGACAAACAAACUAUUAAUCUAGCUCAACUUAUUACAUAUUUUCCUUUAGUGUCCUGUUAACAAAAGUUAUAUUUACUGGAGUACUGGUCACAUUAAAAUAUUGCACAUGGCCAUGAGUACCGUGGGUUUACCACCGAAAUUCCACAGCUUUAUGUUCGUAAAUGUUUUAUUCCUGUGUAUGUUAGUCAUUGUAAGACAAGUGGGAAGUAGCUCAACUUUGGAGAUACCAUCUGUAUUCGCAGAAAAUCUUUCAAUUUUCUUCUAUGUGUUAAUUAAAAAAAAAAAUCAAGCACACACAUGUUGGGUUCAUUCUCCUAGAGGGAACAAAGGUGUUGCUUGGAUGCGUAGUUGCGUACAUGCACAUCAAUCCUAAGAACGUUGAGGUCUUUUUUAGAGAAUUCCUUGUGUGCAGGCAGUUUAUAAUUGCACCAUAGAUGCACAAGCUAGUGACCGAUACCUGACAGCUGAAGGCUUUGACAGUGAUCCUUAGCACUUGUUUUCAAAGGCUGCAUUUUUUUACUGGUGUAAUUAAAAACGAGCACUUCUGUGAGUUUCUGAAGUCUUACUGCUUGCACUUACACCCUGUAUAUAUGUGUAUAUGUAGAAACUUUGUACAAGGCUACAUUAAUAAAAGUGUGAAUGUAGAUGUGGGUUACCAAAACCCUGUACGAUACUGUGUCAGAAAAAUUUGGUGGAGGCAUUGCAAAAUGUUAGUGUAAUUGGUAAACGAUGGAAGACACAUUUAUAUUGAAUUCUGCCCUGUGUUUUGCUUUAUUGAACAUUGGCAUGCAUAGUCAAUGCUACCCCCGUGAGGAGAUAUGUAACCUGCAUUCUUGCAGUGCAUUUGUGCAGCUUCACUCUCCCGGCAAAGUGAGUUGCAAGUGAAGGCCGCAGAUAUGUGCUGGUAUUGGCACUUUUGAGGCUCAGUGAUCUCAUAGUGUAGACCAAUGACAUUGCACUGGCUGUUAAAACGCUACCGUGUGAUGCUUUUCUGGCUUUCAGGCUAUAAAACUGUGGUCUGCUGCAUGUCUCAACAGUGUGUAGCGUUUGCUCUUGUUUUGCUGUGUUGUCCUGCAUUUUAGAAUCAAACAAUAUUGAAUUGCGAUGGGAGAGGUUUGUGUGCCUCAUGUGAAUGAUGUGCAUGAUGCUUGGGAGUCAGUGCAAUGUGUGAAGGUAAAAUAUGGUCACCCAGCUUUGUUUUGCAAAAAUUUAGGUGGUUCUGUGGCCUCACUUUCUAUCUCGAAAGCUGUGAGCUUUCUUACCUCGUCUCUAUCAGUAUGUUCAGUUUUUGGUUUUCAAAACUUGUUGACACGUCGUAAAUUUAUAAUAAUGGCCCCUGUUCGCUGACUAACAAUGCAUUAACCCCUUUAGCGAGCAGUGGGAAUAUAUACUCCCUACUGUUGGCUUUUUGCUGCUGAGCUUACAGUGAGCAUUUUUCCUACUGCAUGACAGUCACCCUCUAGUGGCAACAAUGCAAAACAAAAAAUUGCUCAUGUCAUCUUUUAUACUCCACCAUGAGCUUCACAGACACUGCUUUUCUCAUGCAGUGCACAAAACAUGCAGUAGGUACUGAACUAGUGCAAAGGCAGCAAGGAAAAAAAAAGUAAUAAAGUAACCUUUCUAAGCAUUUUCUUCUUUUUGAAAUACUAUAGCCAAGUAAUGUUUCUGUGACGUCUACAAAAAUUUGCCUCUUAGAGUUUAAAAAGCUGCCAUUCAAUUAUGGCACCGCAUGCUGCCAUGAGUUUGAUACCAUUGCCAGGACGCUGUGAUGACAGAACCAAGUUUGGAGUAAAAAGCACCAUCAUACAAGCUACUUCCUGCGAACAUUGCCUGGCUGUUGGGGCUCCACUGACUUGCUUGUGACAAAAUGUGGUCAACAGGAUCAUGCGGUUUCUCCAGGCUAAAGUGUCUAAUUGUCCGAUGUUUUGACUGACGAGUUCAGAUAUGUUGAAUUUGAUUUGAAAGAAAGGGAAGCUUCCUUUCACACUGUCAUUCUUAUUUUAUUUUUCGCGCUUUGUUCUGGCUUUGUGAAACGUCCAAAGGGCCAGGGUAUCCAAGGUCUGUCUUGAGCAGUUAAUUGCCAUUGCCAAAAUUUAUUAAUGGGGCUUGAGCUCUUGCUUACCUUUUGGCAUCACUUGAUUGACUGUUCCAUUUUCUUGCCAGUUCCAUGCUCUUGUAGUGAUUGUGGUGCUCUGGAGCUUUCAAUGUGAGCUGCACAGGUGACCCUGUCUUUACCCUAGCUGGUCGUAUGUGCAUUCGAGUUCGUGGUCAUUGUUGGUAUUUUGCAUUGUGUUUUGCUUUGUGCUCUUCAGCUUUUUAUUGGCGAUCCUAUUUUUGCUUAGUUCACCCAUUGCUGCAUGUUUUUCUUUUUUCUUUCGUUCUUUUUUGUAGCAAUGCAUUUUGGCUGGGUCUGUCAGCAUGUUAAAUGAUGCUAUUUUUAAUACUUUACCAUAUGCUGCGUGCUUUCCUGUUGAAAGGCGGUGCUUGCUGCUUGUAGUAGUCCUAUCUUAUGUUGUGCUCUGUGGGUUCUUACAAUUUUUUUUUCAUGAUCCUAUUUUUUUUUUGCUCGCUUUUGUAAUGCGCUCGAUGCCUUUGUUGCCCUGUUAACAGGCACAGAGAGAGGCUGUGUCAGUGUAGUGAUUACAACUGGUAAACAUACUUGACUGUGUGAUUGGUUGUUUGACAUUAUGCAGAGGCCCUUUUACAUUAGUUUCCAAUAGGUUCAUGUCAUUCUGCUGGCCUGCGCAUUUCAAGUGCACACCUCACUUGACCUUUGUUACAUCUGAAAACAGCACAAAUAGCUGCCUUGUUUUAUUAUGUCUUUCCGCAUAGACACCCUUUAUGCAACACACUUUUAUAGCUUUGUGCAAACUGAUGUCCAGGCAGACAUGUCUCUUGUCCACCCCCUGACGGCUUUAUGGGUAUCACUGCACAUUGGAUGGCGUACAUGCAGAUUAGGGACGAGUGAAUUCGUGGUUGAUGUCGGUCGUGUUUAUGUCAUUUUAAAACAAGGAAAGACUGUAAUUGUAUGUCUCAAUAUAUAAUUCAUUGGGUGCCUUGGUUCGAGUAUUUCAGCUUUGUUUUAGGUGCAGUGUUAAUUAUUUUUAUCUGUUUUACAUUACCCAAAAUGCUUUUAUUUAGGGGUGUGCAAAUAUUCGAAAAGUUUGAAUAUUAUAGAAUAUUAUAUUUUUAAUGUUUGUAUUCGAUUAAAAAAAUAGAUAUUCAAAAAUGUUCUAAUAUGUGGUUGAAUACGAAUAUUUGAAUCAAAUUGAAUAUAUUGCUGGCUGUGUGGGAGCACGAA
This is a messenger RNA of Dermacentor andersoni, 8890 nucleotides long. Its product is annotated as phosphatidylinositol 3,4,5-trisphosphate 3-phosphatase and dual-specificity protein phosphatase PTEN-like. Lineage: Eukaryota; Metazoa; Arthropoda; Arachnida; Ixodida; Ixodidae. The record is from RefSeq and is a predicted model, not a curated record. Gene Ontology annotation, cellular component: cytosol; cell projection; nucleus. Gene Ontology annotation, biological process: phosphatidylinositol dephosphorylation; phosphatidylinositol 3-kinase/protein kinase B signal transduction; protein dephosphorylation. Gene Ontology annotation, molecular function: protein tyrosine phosphatase activity; phosphatidylinositol-3,4,5-trisphosphate 3-phosphatase activity.